AUGAUUGUCAGCACCGGUUUCUCUUCACAGGCUGAGCGCCAAAUCAAUCUCUGGGACAUCCGAAAGCUACCGGCUGAUGGCACGGGAGACGUGUCGGCAGUGACCUCCUUGAACGUAGAUCAAGGAACGGGGGCCUUGUAUCCGUACUUCGACCCGGGCACACAGAUGCUAUACAUUGCCGGGAAAGGUGACAGCAACGUUAGGUACUUCGAGGUAACGAAUGGAGACCCCUUCCUCCACUACCUCGAGGCCUACAAGUCCACAGUGCCGCAGAAAGGCUGGGACUUCCUGCCAAAGCGAUGCGUUGAUGUUAGCGUCCACGAAGUCAUGCGCGGGCUCAAGCUUGAAACUAGCUCCAUCCAGCCGGUGUCCUUCCGGGUCCCCCGGAAGAGCGAAGCCUUCCAGGAGGACAUCUUCCCUGACUGCGCCGCUGGCAUCCCGAACAUGACCGCCGAUGACUGGGUGUCUGGCCAGGAAUGCAGACCUCCCACUCUGACCUCCAUGAGGCCGGGGGCAAUGCGUACGCAGGGCAACACGAGCAGCGCUCCUGCAGUCGUGUCUGUGAAGGACCUGAAGAAGCAGCUGGCAGAGGCCCAGGAGCGCAUCAAGUCCCUGGAAACGGAGAACGCGGCGCUGAAAGAGGAGCUCGCAAAGGCGAAGGCCGGUUAA
Molecule: messenger RNA, 669 nt
Organism: Symbiodinium pilosum
Lineage: Eukaryota; Dinophyceae; Suessiales; Symbiodiniaceae
Source: the annotation of a GenBank genome assembly